Neoarthrinium moseri is the source of this 1449-nucleotide messenger RNA. RefSeq lists its product as uncharacterized. The coding region runs from base 1 to 1449 and encodes 482 amino acids. NCBI's taxonomy places the organism in Eukaryota, Fungi, Ascomycota, Sordariomycetes, Amphisphaeriales, Apiosporaceae. The transcript has 2 exons. Gene Ontology annotation, molecular function: N-acetyltransferase activity. The record is from RefSeq and is a predicted model, not a curated record.
AUGGAGCUGGCUGGAGUGGGUGGCACAUUCAUGAGGCAUGCAAGUCCUAAUGAGCGUCGCUGCAUCACGCGAGAAGAUUUGAGAUACUACAAUUCAGUGGUUAUCGGCGCCACCUAUGAGUUCAAGGACCGCGGCGACCUUGAUUUACGGUCACGUAGCACCUACUAUUGGGCGCUGACAGCCUGCAUCAAACAACACCCAUUUCUCGGUGUUGUUAUUAGACAGGAGCACACCGAAAGACCGUUCUACGAACGCGCCUCUGAGAUUCACCUCGAGUCCCAUACUCUCAUCGCUGGCGACCUUCAAGACAACAACAUAACAAAGGGCAUCGAAUCGGUGCUGGCAUCGACCGCACUCGACCGAUCCUGGCUUGGAGACGAUAAGCCGCCUUGGCGGAUCGUCGUCUAUCCCAUACUCUCUCCGCGAGAAGCAAAGCCUUCAAGGUGCUUCAUUGCCUUCUCAUUCUCACACGGUCUUAGCGAUGGCCUUGCCGGACCGGCAUUCCACCGGACAUUCCUGAGUGCGAUGUCAGAGCCGAGCAUGAGCAAAGAGACCCCAGCGGUGAUUACUUCCGAUCUGACCUUAUCAGCUCCGUUUGAUACUCCGGAGAGGCUUCCAAUUUCCUGGGCCUUCCUUCUAGGCCCACUGUUGGCUCUGUGCUUGCCCAAGUUCAUUGCCAAUUUCCUAGGGUUGCGUGCUUCGACCACUACAAUUGAUGAAAGGACCUGGCUCGGAGCUCCGAUAUUCAUCGGCAAGGAUAGCUCCCCUACGCAGCUCAGGAUCCUGGAGAUCGAAGGUUCUCUUCUGCAGCGAUCUCUACAAUUGGCAAGGGAAAAUGGCUCGAAGCUCACAGCCAAUCUCCACCAGAUGAUAGUUCGGGCUCUGAGUCAGUCAAUCCCAAGCCCCCUGGUUGACAAUUUCGUUUCACAGACGGCAGUCAACAUGAGGGGUUCUAUUGGUGCUUCUGCCACUGAGAUGGGAAUGUUUGUCACGGGCUUUUAUGAUAUACAUCGGCGUGUGGACGGCAAAGCUCCUUUUUCUACUCAGGAAUGGGUAACAGCCAGCUCAAUGACGAAGUCCCUCGCUGAAAGUGCUACCAAACUGCAAGAUCAGCCAAUUGGAUUGCUUCGGUAUGCCCCCAGUAUCCGGAAAUACUUGACCGGAAAGCUCGGGCAGAAGAGAGACUGCUCCUACGAACUGAGCAACCUUCUUGCCUUCUCGAAUGCUCCCAGCGAUGGUACCUGUAACAUCACAAACAUGAUCUUCUCCCAGCCUUCUGGUGUAGCAACUGCGCCGCUGACAUUCAGCGUUAUCAGUGUUGGUGGGGGAAGUUUGAUGAUUGCCGUCACCUGGCAACCAGGGGCUUUGGGCUCCGUUCCAGGUGGUGAGCAUCAAUUUGUUCAGAGCAUCUGUGAGUCCAUUCAUUCUGACUUCAGAAAUCUAACGUAA